Molecule: messenger RNA, 2111 nt
Organism: Bipolaris sorokiniana ND90Pr
Lineage: Eukaryota; Fungi; Ascomycota; Dothideomycetes; Pleosporales; Pleosporaceae
Exons: 1
Coding region: 331-1830 (499 amino acids)
Biological process (GO): polysaccharide biosynthetic process
Cellular component (GO): membrane
Molecular function (GO): acyltransferase activity, transferring groups other than amino-acyl groups
Source: RefSeq, a predicted model, not a curated record
CGCUUGGACAUGUUAGGUAUCUGUCCCUUGACAGCCCCCGCAUUGCAUCUCGUGAGUAAGAGAUAUUUGAGGUGUGUCGCCGGAUUGAGCAAUGUCACACUCGAAACUGUCCGUGCCCAAAUACUGCUGCCGAACGAUCCUGGCUUGGUCGCGUUCAUCUGGGCAAUCAGACAUGCUUCGGACGAGUCGUGCAAAUCCUGCAAUUGCGCAUCAAUUGCCCACUCUAUUACGAUCUUGAAUAUCUAGGGACUUUCGAGUACCCAGUAUUGCUCGAUUCCAUCUCAAUUCCUGAGAUCCCUCAAUUGUAUCUACUUUUUUUCACCACCGAAAAUGCCUACCAAAUACAACGGGUUGCUGGACCAAAAUGGUAUCGAAGAAAUCAAACUUUCACCAUCAAUCUGGAAGCCAGUUCGAACGGCCAAAUGGGGCCUCGAUAUUGUACGCCCGGAAUUUCUCUCCUUGCGGCAGGCCUCAAAAACCAAGCCAAUUAGGCCAACAGCAUGGCUGGACGGUCUAAGAGGCUUCGCUGCACUCCUGGUCUAUCUGCACCAUCACCAACUCUGGGCUCACGGGGAACGUGGUAACUCUGUCUUCGAAAAUGCCUACGGCUACGAGGGAAAACACUAUUUCGCAGCCCUGCCAUUCGUACGCAUCUUCUUCUCUGGUGGCCAUUUUGCUGUUGCCGUCUUCUUCGUCAUAUCUGGUUAUGUGCUUUCCCUCAAAAGUCUGCGCAUGAUCCAGGACGGCCAUGCUGUCAGUGCUGCAGACAGUAUCGGUUCCGCUCUCUUCCGCCGUUGGCUACGACUUUACCUGCCCGUCGUUGCGAUUACCCUCGCACUCAUGUCUAUCCGCCAAUGGAGCGGAUUGUGGGUUGACUUGCAGCCAAUGGAAGAUACAUACUGGAAAGAACUGAUCAAAUGGUACCACAUGUUCAAAAACUACAGCUUUGUCUUUUCCACCGAGAUCUAUGGUUUUGCUACACAGUUCCAUGCGCACGUCUGGUCGAUCCCCAUUGAAUUCAAAGGAUCUAUCAUUAUCUAUACCGCACUCUCCGCACUCUCUAGGUGCACAAAGAACUCCCGGCUCUGCUGCGAGGCCGCUCUGAUAUUCUACUUCCUCUACAUCGCGGACGGCUACUACGGCGCAAUGUUCAUUUCUGGAAUGUUGCUUUGCGACCUUGAUUUGCUCGCACAGCAGGACAAACUUCCGCGAUUGUUUUCCGCUCUGGCGAACUUUAAGGAGUUUAUCUUCUUCCACAUGUUUGUCUUUUCUCUCUACCUCAGUGGUGUGCCCUCCUAUGACGUGUCUGAAGCGGAUCGCGCUGCUUUCCUCACCAAGUCGCCAGGAUGGAUCUGGUUGUCGCAUCUCAAACCUCAGGCAGUAUUUGAUGCGAAAUGGUUCUAUCUCUUCUGGGCAGCAUUCUUCGCGGUCGCAGCAGUGCCUCGCUUGCCAUGGCUCAAGCAAUUCUUCGAGACGCGCUUCUGUCAAUAUCUUGGACGCGUAUCUUUUGCGCUGUACUUGGUACAUGGGGUUGUUAUCUGGAUCGUCGCUGACCGACUGUAUGCAUUGGUGGGCCUUACGAGAUCGGCUCACGCCGAAGGGAUACCGGAGUGGGUCAACAAAUUCCCCCUGCCUGCCAAUGGCCCACUAGGGCUGGAAUUGGCUUUUUGGUUACUCCAGCCCAUUCUCCUAUCUAUCACAUUGUAUUUUGCAGAAGUCGUGACAAGGUUGGUCGACGAGCCAAGUGUCAAGUUUACCAAUUGGCUUUACAAAAAGGCGCUUUCUCAACAGACGAAGCCGGGGCAUCAGCGUAGCCAAUCAACACGAUAAGUCGGUAUGUAGCUGCAACCAGAAGUAUCGAUAUUGAACAAAUCAUUCUUGGACCCCAAACCCUUCAUUACAAUCCUGAUCAUAUUGCGAUGCUUCCAACGUUUGCUGUCGAUCUCAAUAAGAAUAUUCGGCUUCAUGUGACCGUUCAGCUACAUUCCUCGGGAGUUGAUGUUACGCCGCACUACUGCAGGUGCUGAAGGGGCGGGACGUGACACAGCAUAGGCGCCCGUUGUAUUGAUGGUCGAAAGAGGCGUACUCCGCCGAGUCAGUCACCAUGGGGG